Messenger RNA from Morus notabilis, 2457 nucleotides. RefSeq lists its product as uncharacterized. Lineage: Eukaryota; Viridiplantae; Streptophyta; Magnoliopsida; Rosales; Moraceae. The record is from RefSeq and is a predicted model, not a curated record. Bases 52 to 1461 code for a protein of 469 amino acids. Gene Ontology annotation, molecular function: nucleic acid binding. The transcript has 5 exons.
UUCGCGCUUCCUUUCUGGUGUUCCGCGUCUACAAAGCUUGCAAAAUUGGCCAUGGAGGUCUCUGCGGCGGAGGAUCUCGGAGCUCCGGAGUCGUGGGAGGUCGCCGAUUUGGACGAGUCCAUGACUCGGUUGAUGCUCGCUUCUUCCUCUUCCAAGAAGGAGUCGGCCAGGCCUUGCGACGAACCCAACGAUCCCUCGGACUCUUCUUCUUCUUCUGCUGCUUCUGCUACGCCUGGGGCUCCGGCCGAGAAUACUUCUUACGAGGAUGUCGUCGGUCAGGUCGACCAGUUUCUUCGCGAGGCGUUGCAAAACCCUAGGGAGCGCUUAUCGAUUUUAAGGAUGGAACAAGAUGUUGAGAAGUUUAUUCACGAUCCUACUCAGCAGCAAUUAGAAUUUCAACAGUUGCCGACUUCUUACUUGCGGUUGGCUGCACACCGUGUUGCGCAACAUUACUCACUUCAGUCAAUGGUUUUGCUAGAUAAUAACUUGGCUGAUGGCUCUGGUUCCAGGAUUAUUGUUCGUAAAACAGCUGAGUGUCGUCUUCCCAUGAUUCGCCUUGCAGACAUUCCUGUAAAUUUACCUUCAGAAGACACUGGUGUCAUUAAGGUUGCAAUUAAACAGAGGCCACAGAAGAGGUCUCAGAGUGCCAAGAAUGCAGAUUCAAAUUCAGUAAAGUCAAACAAUUCUAAAAGUGUUGAAGAAAGGAAAGAGGAGUAUAACAAGGCUCGUGCUCGAAUAUUUUCUGGCAAUAUUACAAGUGCUGGUGCAAGUGGGAGAUCAGAAAAUGAACUAAGGCUGCAGGAUAUUCCCCAGUAUGGUUCAUUGGCAAUUCCGAAGAUGGAAGAAAAACCUGGAUUGGGUGUUUCUGAUAUGAGUUCUGGUAGGGGUCUAAUUGAUUCUUCGACAACUAGUGGUAGGACAGCUAGAAAUAGGAUAGAGAAGGAUCCAAUUGGUAGGUACAGACCAAAUAAUAGGGUAGCUAUAUUUCGAGACCGUGAAGUCGACCGCAAAGAUCCCGACUAUGACAGGAGCUAUGACAGGUAUAUGCAAAGAUUUGAUCCUGGGUUUGGGUUUAAUGGAGGACCGUAUACAAUUCAGCCCAUGUACGCGCCUGCAAUAAACUACAACACCGAAUUUCCACAGCUUGGUUCGACUCAUAGACCUCAGAUUUCUGCGGAACCUCAGCCUUGUCCACUUCCUCAACACAUGCCUGGUCCAUGGGCUGCACCAUCAGCCCCCGCAGGGAUAGGGUAUGCUCAUCCAGAGGCCAUAAUUGCACCAUUUAAUCCAAAUCCUGUUGGUGCACGCUCCACAUCUGGCAUGUAUCUGCAUUCCUCCCAAUAUCCUUGCCAGCACCCCGGAAUACCCUUCAUCCAUCCGCAUGAAAAUAUUCAUCAACCUUUUUCUCAGUCUCAUCAACAACAACCUGAUGCAAGUUUUGGAUUAGCCCGGCCCCGGUGAGGGGCAGGGGCCAUGCCUGCACCCUGCCAGCUUGAUGUUGAGCUUGAAUUAUAUGUUGUUGACAUGCUCUAGAGGCUCCCUGCGUCCCAACUGGCAGGCGUGCAGGCAUAGAUAACCGAGGUGGGGAAUGGACAUUUUGUUCUUAUGGAAACCUGCAUUUUCCCAUUCCACCAUUCUCGGUUUUGAAAGGUGCUUCUUGCAUCUGAGGAAUGAUGAAGAAGCGCACUGGGUUUGGCAACAAAAAUUCCUGGGUGUAAUCUCAGAUGGCUUUGUUUUGCCACUGAUUAUGACGAAACAGAAAUUACAGCGCCAGGGAAGCAUGUGCUCAGCCUGGACGAAGCUUCAGUAAGAGCCAAAAGACCGCCAUAUUGGAAGACACUGGUGCAAUCCAUCUAUAUCGGCUAUUAGCAAGUAGGCGUGUGCCUCCGUGAUUGACAAGAAGCUCUGACAGUCGCUUGCAAUUGCUGCUAUAGACUUCAACGCUUGAUUGCAGAAACAGAACACGCAAACCACAUUUGUGUCGUAUGGCUCCGUUUUGUUGUGAAAUCUGUUCCUUUGAUUAUCAUCUGCAUUUUAUUACUUGAUCAUCAUUUCUUUUUGAUGGUUUCUACUUUCCAUAGGAGAAUUUGCGAAAAUAACAUGCUUUAAUUUAAACCAAAUAAGGACACAAUAUAUAAAGGUCCCAGGUGAAAAACUAUUUUUAAAAGGAUAAAAACGAUCGACUUAGCUUCUCGUGUCAAAUUUAAGGAGGUGCGUGUUUGUUUGCUAAAAAAUUUUCGGACUGGAUUAAAACCAUAAGCACCAAGACGUUGCUAGCAUUUUUAGAGGUAAAACGCUCGAACUGCAUAAAAAUGAGUUGUUUUUGAACUUUAUGAAAUAAUUAUUAUGUAUGAACGUGACAUGUCCGAUAUUGGGGUUCCUUAAUUGACAUUUAGGGCUUGUUCGGUUGUAUUUUUGAGUUAUGGUGAUUUGAGUGUAGAUCUUGAGUUGAAUUCG